Molecule: messenger RNA, 1312 nt
Organism: Dama dama (fallow deer)
Lineage: Eukaryota; Metazoa; Chordata; Mammalia; Artiodactyla; Cervidae
Gene: RNPS1
Product: RNA binding protein with serine rich domain 1
Exons: 8
Coding region: 257-1174 (305 amino acids)
Biological process (GO): mRNA splicing, via spliceosome
Cellular component (GO): nucleoplasm; ASAP complex; cytoplasm
Molecular function (GO): RNA binding
Source: RefSeq, a predicted model, not a curated record
CCAGUGAGGCCCGCGGGAUUCGGAGCGACCGGGAACUCGGCUUCCGCCGUCCGGGCUCUCACCGGGCUGGAGACCCAGGCCCGCAACGCCGGGCCCUGCCCUGGAAGCGCCCGCGGCUCGGCUCCUGGACUGGGGAGUUGCUGCACUUUGGCGUAAAUUGCAAUCGAUUAGGGAUCGUUUCUCAGACUCAAGUUAGACGUGAGAGUUCAGAUAAGUGAGGCCGCCAUUGCUGCUUUGAACACCUCAGAAGGGGAGAAUGGAUUUAUCAGGAGUGAAAAAGAAGAGCUUGCUAGGAGUCAAAGAAAAUAAUAAAAAGUCCAGCACUAGGGCGCCUUCUCCCACCAAACGCAAAGACCGCUCUGAUGAGAAGUCCAAGGACCGCUCUAAAGAUAAAGGGGCCACCAAGGAGUCGAGUGAGAAGGAUCGCGGCAGGGAUAAGACUCGGAAGAGGCGCAGCGCUUCCAGCGGGAGCAGCAGCACCAGGUCCCGGUCCAGCUCUACCUCCAGCUCAGGCUCUAGCACCAGCACGGGCUCCAGCAGCGGCUCCAGCUCGUCUUCAGCUUCGAGCCGCUCGGGAAGUUCCAGCACGUCGCGCAGCUCCAGCUCCAGCAGCUCCUCCGGCUCCCCGAGCCCUUCUCGGCGCAGACACGACAACAGGCGGCGUUCCCGCUCAAAGUCCAAGCCACCGAAGAGAGAUGAGAAGGAAAGGAAGAGGCGGAGCCCUUCCCCGAAACCCACCAAAGUGCACAUCGGGCGGCUCACCAGGAAUGUGACCAAGGAUCACAUCAUGGAGAUAUUCUCCACCUAUGGGAAAAUUAAAAUGAUUGACAUGCCUGUAGAAAGGAUGCACCCCCAUUUGUCUAAAGGCUACGCCUAUGUGGAGUUUGAGAAUCCAGACGAGGCUGAGAAGGCGCUGAAGCACAUGGAUGGAGGACAAAUCGAUGGCCAGGAGAUAACUGCCACUGCUGUGCUGGCCCCCUGGCCCCGGCCACCCCCCCGGAGAUUCAGCCCUCCCAGGAGGAUGCUGCCACCUCCUCCUAUGUGGCGCAGGUCACCCCCACGGAUGAGGAGAAGGUCGCGCUCCCCGCGCCGCCGGUCGCCUGCGCGCCGUCGCUCCCGCUCUCCAGGCCGCCGCCGUCACCGCAGCCGCUCCAGCUCCAACUCCUCCCGAUAGGCGGGGCUCGGAGCUCCGCCCCUGCGACUCCCUCCCUCCGCUCUUGUCCGUUUCCGGGGGGGGGUCACAGGGAGGAAAUCCCUCCCUCGGGGCAGGCUUCAGGGUGGAGGCGGCGAUCCGUCUCCCCAGGCGGCGGGG